Molecule: messenger RNA, 2196 nt
Organism: Hemisphaericaspora subhashii
Lineage: Eukaryota; Fungi; Ascomycota; Pichiomycetes; Serinales; Debaryomycetaceae
Exons: 1
Coding region: 1-2196 (731 amino acids)
Source: RefSeq, a predicted model, not a curated record
AUGAUACUCAAUUGGAUAGUAAUAAUAACUUUAAUCAAAACUGUUAUCACCUUCAAAGAACAACAUCUACCUUAUUAUCCUCCAACAGAAUUAGCAAUUAGCGAUGAAGAGCUUGUUAAUCGCGCAGUUGCUGAGUUACACAAUAUAGACGCCGCUAGUGAUUUAAAUGAAUGUAUGGCUUGUAAAACAAGAUUACAAGUUGCAAAAUUCCUAUCCUUAACUAGACCAGACUUAGUCCCUCAGAUAUUUUCAACUUGGUGUAUUGAAUCAGGGUUUGAUGACAUUCAAUGUCAAAUGAAUUAUGGAUAUCCCAGUGAAGAAUAUUGUUCCAGCGGUAAUGAUUUUGCAAAAUUAGUCAGUUUGAUGAACCCAAGUGGAUCAGAUGGAGAUUUAUUCUGUUAUUAUCAUGACAAGAGAUGUCUGAUAUUACCAGAAUUACCAAUGUUCAAUUUAGAUAAAUUGUGGCCACCAAAACCAAAAAGUUAUCCAGCUCCAGAAAAUAGUGGGACAACAUUCAAUGUUUUACAUAUUAGUGAUAUCAACCUCCAGACUGACUACAAAAUGUUCUCAGAGGCUAAUUGUUCCCAAAGUUUAUGUUGUGCAGCUCAUUCUAAGAAUAUAAAUACUCCUCCAAUUAUUAAUGAAAAUCUCGAAGGUGGCUAUUAUGAAAGUAGUUACAGCAAGAAUCAUUUUGAAAAGGGGCAGUAUCAAGAUAUAAGUAAGAUAAAACAACUCAUGUGGUCUCCAGCAAGACAAUUUGGUGAAUAUGAAUGUGACACUCCAAUGUUGUUAUUAAAUAGUACAAUGCUGGGUAUUAGAGAUUUGCAUCAGAAUCACUUAUCAUUUGAAUUUGCAAUUUUUACUGGUGGGACUGUUGAUCACUCAGAUAGGAGUUAUUUAACCAAGAAUAAAGUUUUGGCUUCACAAGAGAAAAGUUACAAAAUAUUGAAACAUUACCUUGAUGAUGUUCCUGUAAUUCCAACAUUUGGUACUAGAGAUGUAUUUCCGAUUAAUCAAUUACCUCAGAAGAACCUUACAGAUAAUCUGCAUAGUUAUCAAUGGCAAUUCGAUUUCCUUGCUGAUUUAUGGUUGGAAUUAGGCUGGAUUGAUUUUGAUGCUGCUAAACAAAUUAGAUAUUCACAAGUUGGAUUUUCAUUAAUCACUUCUAGAGGUCUUAGAAUCAUUUCAUUAAAUUCGAAUGUUUGGAAUGUCAAAAACUUAUAUGCGUUUUGGAACACUCUUUCAAUUGAUCCUUUUGGAAUUUGGAAGUUCUUAGUUGAUGAAUUACUCCAAGCUGAAAAAAAUCAUGAAAGAGUAUGGAUUUUAGCCCACCUUCCACCCAAUCAUCAAUCAUUACCAUUACCAACUAGUGUCUUUGCCAAAAUAAUUGAAAGAUUCUCUCCAAAAGUCAUUGCUGCUAUAUUCUUUGGAAAUAUUCAAGUGGAUACGUUUAUGGUUCAAUAUGGUGGUGAUGGAACCAACCCCAAAGAAUUAGCUAAUGCUAUAAACCAUGCAUUAGUUGGACCUUCAAUAAGUCCAUUCUCAGGUUUAAACCCUGCUUGGAGAUAUUAUACAGUUGACACAAAUAGUUUCAGCGUUUUGAAUUCAUUCACAUAUUACACUGAUCUUGAAGCCACGUUCCAUAAUGAUGGCGCAGAACCAGUUUGGGACUUUGGUUAUUCUGCUAGAGAUGUGUAUGAUCCUGAUCAAAUGUGGCCGGCUGAUUGGGCCCUAAAUACUGAAUGGUGGCAUCAUGUUGGGGAAAAAAUUCAACAACUGACUGAAAUGCAAGUUACUUUCCAAAAGAAUGAAAAUCGUGGUAGGGAAGUUCAUGAUUUAGAUCCAGAUAUCCAUUGUAGAGUCACUAGUUUUACUAUUCCUUCUAGGAAACAAUGUAUGAUAACUGAUGAUCAAGAUGAUCAUAUAGAACCUGUGGAGCCUAAUGAUUAUAUCCCGUUAUUAAGACCAGAUGAAAAAGUUCAAUAUAUCGAAAAGGUAGGAGAUGAUACAGAUAAUACUGGUGUUUGGAGGUCCCGGGGUACUGCAAAUGAAACAUAUGUAACUGAGUUGGAUGAUUUGGCACAAGUUAUGCAACCUUCCAAUGUAAAGAAACGGAAGGGCAAGAAUAUAUCUUUGAAAGAUAGAGUUAGAGAGAACAACGUUAGAAUCUUGAACGAAUUAAAUAAUCAUUUUUAA